AUGAAAGAAAACGAAAGGAAAUGUUACAAGUGUGGAUGUUCUCCUGCUCAUGAUCGUAACAUCACCUUGCAUCGUUUUCCUAAGCCUGGGAGAACAAAUAGCUUACGAUGUGAAUUAUGGGCGAAGUACUGUUUACCUCAUGACUCUUGGUGGUCACCAGAAUUUCAAAACAAGCUUCAUUAUAAGCAUUUAAUGUUGUGCACUAAACAUUUUAAGAAAUCAUCAUUCAUUGAUAAUUUUGGAAAGAGGCUAGUCAAAUCUGCAGUACCUGAUGAGGAAUGUGAUAAGGGCCGCUGCCUGGGGGGUCGCCGGGGCGCGUCUGGAGCUGGCGCUGGACGCGGCAGCAUGCGGGCCGCCAGCCGAGCGCGAGGAGCUGCAAGAUCACCUAGCAGCCCCCCGCAUCCAUCAUCCCCACCAGACGGCUUGAUGUCGGCAGGGUCCUCUCGGACUCGGCAAGCGGCAUCCGCCGCUGGUGGAGUGCGCCGCAUGCGUUGGACAAGGGAUAUGAACGCAAACGCAAUGCGGGCGUACUAUAGGGCGAAAGGGGAAGAAACUGCGGGGAUAGCGUAUCGGGCUCGGAUGCAUUGCUUUUUUGCUGAGCUGGAGCCGUCUAUUCCCGUCACGGAACAAAACCUGGCAGACCGAGUUCGGUACAUCAUGCGCUCGAAAAUAUUCGAUGAUGCCGAGCUCGAACGACUACGACGUGAGGCCAUUCCCUCAUCGAAUGAAUUGGCUACGGCUGGGGAUGAGGCUCCUCAGGCGACAGACCAGCUGCCACGAGUAGAAGCCGCCAUGGAUCUUCCAGUUGUGGGUGAUUCAGACGAUGAUGAAAUGGUCUCCCACGAACUAGAGCAAAUGAGGAGUAUAUUGGAAGAGGCGAUUUUAGAAACGCGCAGCAUGCCUCUCGAAAAUCGACCGCGACUUCCCCCGCAUACCCCUAAGCAAGCGAAAUCGGGCUGUCGUGAGGGCUCUUAA
Molecule: messenger RNA, 975 nt
Organism: Parnassius apollo (apollo)
Lineage: Eukaryota; Metazoa; Arthropoda; Insecta; Lepidoptera; Papilionidae
Source: the annotation of a GenBank genome assembly